Messenger RNA from Zea mays, 2737 nucleotides. Its product is annotated as probable WRKY transcription factor 34. Gene Ontology annotation, biological process: regulation of DNA-templated transcription. The transcript is spliced from 6 exons. The coding region runs from base 451 to 2442 and encodes 663 amino acids. Gene Ontology annotation, molecular function: sequence-specific DNA binding; DNA-binding transcription factor activity. NCBI's taxonomy places the organism in Eukaryota, Viridiplantae, Streptophyta, Magnoliopsida, Poales, Poaceae. The record is from RefSeq and is a predicted model, not a curated record.
UCGAGUCCCGAGGGAUCCUUCCGCUCCACCAUUCUCUUGGUCAAACCGCCCCUCCUCCUCCGCCCCUCACCCUGCUCUCUCUCUCUCUCGUUCUCAGCCUCUGUUCCAGUGUUCCUUCCUCCUCCACUCUUUAUUAUAUUUUACUCUUCUCUCUCCAGCGUAAAAAACAAAUCGUGCUGUGCGAACGAUGAGAGAGAAAAGAGAGACGGAGGCAAGUAAUGGCAGGAGGAACCUUCUUUUCCUGACUCCCUGUGGCUGCAGAGUGCCCAUCAUUUGUCCCUGAUCCUUGUGCUUCGUUCCUGUUGCGCUUUCCUUGGGCCAUCGGUAGACUGAGCCGUCGCGAAGCCUUCCCGUUCCCACAAGGGGUGUGGCGUGGAGCGAGCCUCGCCACCACUGGGCUCCUCCGGCGACCUCCUCCCUCCAGUCACAGGUUGAGCAAUCCAAGCUGAGAUGGAAGGCCAUGUAGCAAUGGGGUGGAAGGAUCCUAAUCCAGGCCAAGAAUCUUCCAUGGUCUUCCAAUCCAGAGCUGUUCGGCCAGACACCGUAGAGGGGCACAGCAACGAGGACGUUGAAGCCGGAUUUGAGAAGCAUGGCUUGUCAGCCGCCUUAAACUCGCCUCAGCACGAAGGCCGAUCACUGCCACUGACCCCACAGUUUGGCCAGAACUCCAGUCCUGGAAGCAGCCUCGCCGAGAGGAUGCAGGCAAGAGCCGGAUUCAAGGUGCCGAAGCUGAACAUGCCUUUCAGCACGGUAGCUGGAGAUGAUAGUUCAGUGCCAGGAGCUCCAUCGCCCUACCUCACGAUCCCGCCUGGCUUGAGCCCAGCAACGCUGCUGGAGUCACCUGUCUUCAUUUCGAAUGCCCUGGGACAAGCCUCACCAACCACGGGGAAGCUAUUCUUGUUUGGUAGCACAAAUGACAACGAUCCUAUUCGACCUGGAGGCCCUCCAGUUGGAGAUGGCACUGAUGCUUUUUCUUUCAAGCCCUUAGAUCUGAAAUCCUCACACUACACUGCUGAAGUAAUGAAGGAACAAAAUACGCAGUCUUCUGUGAAGACUGAAGCUAAGACUCAGGCAGUCCAAGAGGCUAAUUUGCUGGGCCAACUGAACCAGCAGAAUCACGAUGGGCAGACAAACAUGAAUAGUGACGGUGCUCGUGACUCCAAGCUCAGCCGUCUUGCGUCUGGCACCGGUGCAGGCAAUGAACACGCAUCACCCCCGGAUUACGGCCAGAGAGCCGAGGAAGCUGAUGCGAGGGAAGACUACCCGGCGGCAAUGGCCGUUACAGCGCCAGCGGAGGACGGGUACAGCUGGAGGAAGUACGGGCAGAAGCAGGUGAAGCACAGCGAGUACCCGCGCAGCUACUUCAAGUGCACGCAUCCCAACUGCCUGGUGAAGAAGAAGGUUGAGCGCUCGCACGAGGGGCACGUCACGGAGAUCAUCUACAAGGGAACGCACAACCACCCGAAGCCCACGCAGAGCCGCCGGCCAGGCGCAGGCGCGCACCCGUUGGGCGGCGGUGCGCAGGCGGACGCAGCCGACAACCUGCAGGGGUCACAGGCAAACGCGGCGGAAGCCAACCAGGCGUGGCGUGCGGGUGUCCAGGAUGGCGUGGACGCGACGUCGCCCCCGUCGGUUCCCGGUGAGCUCUGUGACUCGGCGGCGUCGAUGCAGGUCGACUGCGCGGCCCGGUUUGGGUCCCCCGAGGGCGCGGACGUGACGUCUGCCGUGUCUGACGAGGUGGACGGGGACGACAGGGUGACUCUGACUCAUGGCGGUGCCAACGCGGCGGAGGGCGACGAACUGGAAUCUAAACGAAGGAAGCUGGAGUCAUACGCCAUUGACAUGAGCACUGCGUCGAGAGCUGUUCGCGAGCCUCGAGUGGUGAUCCAAACGACGAGCGAGGUGGACAUCCUCGAUGACGGCUACCGCUGGCGCAAGUACGGGCAGAAGGUCGUCAAGGGCAACCCGAAUCCAAGGAGCUACUACAAGUGCACGCAACCGGGCUGCACGGUGCGGAAGCACGUGGAGCGCGCGUCGCACGACCUCAAGGCCGUGAUCACCACGUACGAGGGCAAGCACAACCACGAGGUUCCCGCCGCGAGGAACAGCGGCCACCCGAGCGCCGCGGCGGCGCCAGGCGCGGGUGGCCCGCGCAGGCAGGAGCACCCGUCCGUGCACGACGGCCUGAUGAGACAGCACCUGGGCGGCUGCGGCGUGCCGUUCGGCCUGCCGCCGCCGCCGCCGCCGCCAAGGGACCCGCUGGCGCCGAUGCGCAACUACCCGACGUACGGCUUCACUGCCCUUGGCGCCGGCUCCACGUCACUGCCGAGCCUGCCGAUGCUCCCGGUGUUGGCGCCGUCCUCCCUGCACCAGCACCCGCUGCUGAGGCACCGGCAGGCGGUGCAGGCUGCCGGUCUCGCGUGGCGCCCAAGGCCGACGUGAAGGUAGAGGGCAGCGUUGCCGGCGGCGGGAUCCCGUCGGUGUACCAGCAGAUGAUCCGCUGCGGGCUGCGUCUGCCCCACCAGAUGUAGAUACUUAAAAGUGGAGAGGAUUAGAGUGAUUCUCAAGUUCGUUUCUUACCAUUCCUGUUAGUAUGAGUUCGUGAUAAGUAUUAUAGCGUGGAAACUGACGCCCGCUGCAUUCGUUUUUUUUCACCCUUCUGUUCCACUUCAUUUUUUCCCGUAUUUAUUUAUUUACUACCCUUCCUCAAUGAUAUUCGGUUCUUCUUGUUCAGCAA